AUGAUUGAAUGGUGCUCUAGGUUUUGGGCAAACUUUAAAUCUAUAAACUCAAAAUCUUUUUCGGAUGUUAAGUGCAAAACUGAAAUUAAAUGGCACCCACCCGAUACAAAUUGCCUCAAGGUCAAUGUGGAUGCAGGGUUAUCAAAGGAGAAGGGGCGAUGGGGUUGUGCAGCAGUGGCUCGUGAUUCCUUCGGCCAGUUUAGGGGGUUCAGAUCUCUGCUGCUUGAUAGGCCGGUGGAACCGUUCGUUGCUGAGCUUAUAGCAAUUAGAGUGGGCAUGAAUCUCGGUUUGGAGCUGGGACCGGCUAGCUUUAGUGUGGAGUCCGACAGUUUGAAUGCAGUUCAGGCCAUUUCGUCUCCGACAGAGGGUUACCGUGACUGGGAUGGACUGACCCAGUCGCUCUUAGCGUUGAUGGCGUCUCCGAGGUUCCUGGGUUGUUCUUUUGUGCGUCGUGAGGCCAAUAAUCUGGCUCAUUUUCUGGCCAAGUUAACCCUUGAAAUGGGUGAUAGUGUCGAGGGGAACAUGGCUUUGCCCUUAGCUGCGAGGUCUGUGUUGCAGAGAGACCUCCCGUUCCAUCCUUAG
Humulus lupulus (European hop) is the source of this 582-nucleotide messenger RNA. RefSeq lists its product as uncharacterized. The record is from RefSeq and is a predicted model, not a curated record. The transcript has a single exon. The coding region runs from base 1 to 582 and encodes 193 amino acids. Gene Ontology annotation, molecular function: nucleic acid binding; RNA-DNA hybrid ribonuclease activity. Lineage: Eukaryota; Viridiplantae; Streptophyta; Magnoliopsida; Rosales; Cannabaceae.